This is a messenger RNA of Gopherus evgoodei (Goodes thornscrub tortoise), 2003 nucleotides long. RefSeq names its product chromosome 1 CXorf21 homolog (gene TASL). The transcript has 5 exons. The record is from RefSeq and is a predicted model, not a curated record. Lineage: Eukaryota; Metazoa; Chordata; Testudines; Testudinidae. The coding region runs from base 633 to 1502 and encodes 289 amino acids. Gene Ontology annotation, biological process: regulation of toll-like receptor signaling pathway.
GCCGUGGGACGCCAGCAGCAGCCGCAGGGCGCGCCCCGUGCUCCGCGCCCCAGCUGCGCCCCCAAGGCAUUGCCUGGCGUUGCUAGCCGACGCAGGACAUUCCCAAAGUGCACUGGCACAGCUGUGAACCUCUUACACUGCUCUGCUGGCAUAUUCCUGAAGUUUCACUUGUAUAGUCUGCAACAGGGUUUCUGUUUAAACACAGAAGUUGAAAUAAAGCUGUAAUGAAUCCUACUUCUCGAGUUAAUAUUCACACCUGGUAGAAAUGAAGAAAACGGAUUGCGUGUAACAAAUGGGGCUGGAAGAAAGAGAUAAUCCUGUAGUAACAGGAAUGGACUGGAAACUAGCAAGAGGUCUGGCUACUAAGUGGGAGUUAUCUUGUUGUUAGGAAAGAAAGGAAGCAACUGGGACAGCACGCUGCACCAUGCAGAGACAUUGCUUCAGUUCCAACUCUAAGGAAAGAAUGCCAAUUUUCAUCAAAAUAAGAAAAUCACUACAAGAACUAAUUAGUGCAACUUCAAACAGCACACAAGAGACUAUGGACUUGGUGAAUAUUCCUUGCAGUGAAAAAAAGUUUACCAGAUUCCAGAAUCUACCUAUCAUCUCUAGGGAGAGUCAAACUAUAUGUUAGAAUGUUGUCAGAAGGGUAUCUUUGUGGAAUCCCCUAUUUUUGUGACGACUUCUUGAGUUCUAACCUCUACAGAAAGCGAGCAGCAGAGGAGAAGGUGCAUGAGAUGAGCUCCACGUGUGGCUUUACCUAUUCCUCCAUGGAUGAAACACAAGGCAGAAGUCUCUUUCAGAGGUGCAGGUCUGUGGGCAAGUUCUUUUCUUCAGUCCAUUCCAAAGGAAGCAAACACAAUGGAAGACAGAAAGAGACUUUACUGCAGGUUAUUCAGAGCACGGAGUUUGAAAGGCAAACAUCUCCAGUUGGGGAUAUGUCUGGAGGAUCCACAAGUAGAGAUACCUACCUGGUUCCUUCUUCUUGUAAAAGCAUUUGCAAGAAUUACAAUGAUUUGCACAUUGCUGGUGGCCAUGUGAUGCCUAUCAGCUCAGUAACAACAGAUUUUACCUGUGACAGUGGGAUAGGCCCAUUUUUGGAGUCAUCAGAGAUUCCUCCGCCUAUGGAAUCCAUGAGGAUGCCACCCAAUGACCUCAUUCGCAAGCCCAUCCAAGGGUACUCGUCAUGCUGGCGAUUGACCAGCAUAAUGCAACACCAGCAGCCCCUCUCCAAUUCAAUACUGAAUGAUUAUCUAGAGCAGAAAGUGGUGGAGCUGUACAAGCAAUAUAUCAUGGACAGCAUGGUCAACAGUGCAUCCCCCACUCAGAUCCUGGCCUCUGAGCUCAUCAUGACCAACGUAGACCAAAUCAGCAUGCAGAUAUCAAGAGAGAGGAAUAUGGAGACCACCAAGGCCAAAGACAUGGUCAUUAACUGCCUGUUACGACUGGCCAGUGGAAAAGUAUCUAGUGAAAUAAGCACCCCAAGUUUGCAAAUUUCGCAAUAAAGCAGCAUCAGUGUAUAGACUGAUGGCAUUAAGGUGCUCUGCAACUAGAAAGCUCACAGGUUUUGUAAAUACAAAUGUAAAGUUCUCAGUUUAGUACUUUUCUGGUAUCAUUGAAUUAAACCCUGUUAUAACGAAUAGUAUUGUUAUUUGACCAAUUUUUGUUGGCCAAAGAGAAAAGCCUUCGAGCUACACAGAUCUGGUCCUGAAGAAGAGCUCUGUGUAGCUUGAAAUCUUGGCUCUUUCAUCAACCCAAGCUGGUCCCAUAAAAGAUAUUACCUUACCCACCUUGUCUCACUAAUAUCCUGGGACCCACAACAACACUGCAAACGUUAUUGUUAUUUAUAAUUUGUACUGUCGUUGCACCCAGGAUCCCCAGUCCUGCUAAGCUCUCCCUCCUGCUUGGAAUCUGCCGUUCUAUCAUUUGUAGGGCCCAACCAAAUUCACGGUCCAUUUUGGUCAAUUUCAUGGUCAUAGGGUUUUUAAAAUAGUACAUUUCAUUAU